AUGAGUGGUGAGCAAAAAUUAACAGAUUUAGUAUCAUCAAAAAUGAUUGCUAUUACAAAUGAGUUCAUCAAAGACCCGAUAGCAGCUAUUUUUGUAAAUCCUUAUGUUCCAGAUGAAAAUAUCGCAGAUAAUUAUUAUAAAGUUGUGAAAACACCAAUGGAUUUAAAGACUCUAAAAAGAGGAAUUUCAGAAGGAAAAUACAAGACACUUUCGCAAUGGAUUUCAGACUUUAAUCUCAUUUUUGAAAACGCAAUUAACUAUAAUGGCAUUGAAUCAUUGUAUGGUGGUAUUGCAAAGUAUCUUCAAAAUAAAUUUCAAACUAAGUGCAAAGAUUUAGAAUAUCAAAACCUCAAAACAAUUGAAGAUCAACUCAUAAAAUUACGAAAUAAAAUGGCUUUGCUAAUGGCAAAUCCACCCGUCAAAGGUGGUAUAAAACCAACUAUUCAAGAAUUAGAUACCCCUUCUAUAGAUUGGUCAACAACUCGCUUACAUAAUUUAAUGGAAAAACUUAACGAAGCAAUUAAAGAAAACGCUAAUGAAAAAAUAUACGAAAUACUUAAAAUUGACCGUCCAACCGAUAACGAAACUAAAAUUGAUAUAAGUCUUAAUAAAUUAACAAGAAACCAGCUGUUAGAACUAGAGACAUUAGUUGCUUGA
Molecule: messenger RNA, 657 nt
Organism: Trichomonas vaginalis G3
Lineage: Eukaryota; Parabasalia; Trichomonadida; Trichomonadidae
Product: negative regulation of protein autoubiquitination
Exons: 1
Coding region: 1-657 (218 amino acids)
Molecular function (GO): protein binding
Source: RefSeq, a predicted model, not a curated record